Caenorhabditis auriculariae is the source of this 2302-nucleotide messenger RNA. NCBI's taxonomy places the organism in Eukaryota, Metazoa, Nematoda, Chromadorea, Rhabditida, Rhabditidae. The record is from the annotation of a GenBank genome assembly.
AUGGACGUCGCGAACAACAAACUUGACGAAGAAGUCAGUUUUCCUCUUUUCUGUCGAAUAAACACGAUUUUCUGAAGGUUUGCCGCGAUGCUCGCGCUUUCGUCGACAUAUUCUACGAUACGAUGGAUCGAAAACGAGACAAAAUUGGAUUUUUGUACUCGGAGCAGCCGAACUUGGUCUGGAACGGCAAUCCUUUUCAAGGACACGACAGUAUUCGGAGGUUUGGAAUUUAUUUUGUUUUUUGAUUGUGGAUUUUAUAUUGUCUCUAUUUUUUCUAUCGGUUUUUUUUGCCAAGAAAUCAAGAACUUAUUUUAAAUGUUUUUCGCAUAUUCUUUUAUGGAGAAUCUCAUUUUUUUUGUGCAUUAUUUUGGAUUUUUAAAAGUUUUGUAUUUUUGAAAUAUAAUAAUGCAAUUUUUAACUUAUAGUCGAACUAGAUUAUUCAUUGAGAUGUUACGUAUCACUGGCUCAAAGAAAAAAAUAGUCUGCUCUAUUAUUUUUUUGAACGCUUUCUAACUCUCCAAACUGAACUUUUUUUUCUUACCAAUCCGUUCAAAAAAAUUGAUUUUUUUCUAAUAUCAAUCAAUCAAUCAAAAUGUUUUACUUAUCACACACAAGUACUAAAAUUUACGAAAUAGAUGUAGAGAAAAACUGGAAGAUACGUAAUAUAUAAAUAUUUAUUUCAGUUAUCUCCAAUCCCUCCCGGAAACCCAGCACAAUUUGACGAGUGUCGACGCUCAGAAGCUCCCCGGAGGUGCUGGACUCUCGGAAUCGGCCAUUCUGGUCACUGUAGCCGGCGAGACGAUCCUCGGCGCCGAUCAACACGCUUUCAGCCAGACUUUUGUCCUCAUCUGUCAGGAUGCCAAGUAUAAGGUUCGAUUAGUUAUUUUCUUUUUUGAAAACGCAAUAAAAGCGGUGUAAAAUUCAGCCGUGUAUCUAUUAAAAAACCGCUAUGAGUCGGGAUUUUUUGAAGACUUUUCUCAGUUAUUUUACUGGAAAUCAGUAAAAAAAAAUCGAUUUUUAAACAAUUUAGAGAGAAAAUAUAGAAUUUAUAUGAGAAAUGAGCUCGGAAUAGUCGUCUUUAUGAGAAAAAGAGAUUUUUAACGGGAGUUUUUGAAGUAUUUUUUCCGAUUUUUUGGCUUGAAAUCGAUAUUCUCGAAGCUUAUCAGGUAUUUUAAGCUCAAAUUCAAAUUUUAUGUGAGAAAUGAGCUCAGAAUAAUGCAUUUUAGUAAAAUUCGAGCAUUUUGACGGGAUUUUUCGAUGUAUUUUCUCAAAAACUCGGCCUCAAAUUAACUUAAAAUCGUCUUUUUCAAAGCGGAGGAGGCAGUUUGAAGUGAAAUAUCCUAUUCGACUAAAAAAUAAACUUCAAAAAGUUGGUUUUACCAGAACCGAAGCGUUUUUUUGAUGUAAAAUAUCAAAUUAGAUUGAAAAAAACAAGCGCAUUUUUUUAGUAGAGUUUUAAAGAUUUUUUUCUGAUCUCGUGGUCUGAAAUGAGUGGAAAAAAACGAUUUGUUAAAGGAUUUUUGAGAUCGUAUCACAAAUUUAUAAGAAAAAAAUGAGCGUGAAAUAUAUGAUUUUACCCGAAUCGGAGCAUUUUUCGAACGUUGUCUUAUACUUAUUUUCCUUAAAGGCAUAGGGGCAGUAAAAAAUGGGGUUUCCGGUGAAAGAAGUAUCUUAUAUAGUUUUUCAUUGCGAAUCGAACUGUGCUAUCGAAAAAAUUACAGAUGUGACAGCUUUAGAAGAAAAACGCGAUUCUGCUUCAAAUUAAGGGUUCCUUUCCUGAAAAAAACAUUAAGUCAAACAAAAAAUAUACAGCGAUAAUAAAGAAAACACAAAAUAUCGCUAUCCCAAUCGAAACCUGUGUAAAAUCAUCAUUUUUCCCCAGAGAAGCAUUUUUGAUUAAAGCUUGCAAAUUAUACAUGAAUAGAAAUCUUUUGUGACGAAAAGAACUUUGGUGACAACAGAAAAAAUUGAAAAUUGAAAGAAACGAAGAAAAAAAAAAGGGAAAAUCCGGAAGAUGGCGAAGCCUGUUGUCCAUAGAGCAACUUUACUGCAACGCGCCCUUUUUGCGGGAACUCAAUCUUUCUUCUCUCCGGCUUUGAAUUAUUUUUUCUCCAAAACUAGGAAGUUCUGUACGUUUUCAAGUUCACCGUUCGAUUCGCAAUGAAAAACUCUACAAAGUACUGCUUUGAACUGAAACACCGUUUUUUACUGCCCCUAUGCCUUUAAAAUCAGAAAAAAAAGUCGAUUUUUAAUAAUAAUUCAAUUUCAGAUCAACAGCGACCGAUUCCGAUACCUCGACUGA